Molecule: messenger RNA, 2703 nt
Organism: Schistosoma mattheei
Lineage: Eukaryota; Metazoa; Platyhelminthes; Trematoda; Strigeidida; Schistosomatidae
Source: the annotation of a GenBank genome assembly
AUGAGUGAUAGUGUUUACUUUAGCGAAAGAACAAAAACCUAUGAUAUUCCUAUAUCACAUUUGGACUUUAAAUAUCUUGAUUCUUGCAAUGACCCAUAUGAAUUGGAGAAAAUAUUGAAAACUUUGAGGUCUGGUGAAGUCGGACGUUAUGCUGAACUUGAAUCAUUUUGUGAAGAAAAGGUCAAAACGUUACAUCCAAACAGCCGGGUACUACGGAAAGCGAUAGAACCAAUAAAAAUCACACAGUUGGAUAAAGAAGAAAGACAACAAAUUGAAGAAGAUUUUCAGAGUUGGCUUAAUGAAGUAAAGACGUUCAAUGAAGAAAUUGAUGAUGAUGAUCAGAAUUCAGAAAUUGAUUAUUAUUUAUUGAAAAGAUCAAAAAAGAAAUCACUUCCAGGAAAACAAUUCGAAAUGAAUGAUGAAGAAUUAGAAGAAAAAUGUUUGAAAUAUGACAAUGAAGAUUUACCACCUAUUCGAAAAUCUAUUAUAUUUAGUGAUAAUAAACAAUUAGCAACACAAUUAAAUUCAAAAGGAGAUUAUACAUUUGGCAAAAGAGUUUUGAAACCAAAAGACUAUAGUGAAUGGGAUAAGUUAGCAAAGCAAUGGGAUAAAGAAUUAACUGAAGAUAAUCAACCAAAUAAUAAAUUUGAAAAAGAAUUGAAAUUAAGACUAGUUAAUAUGCCAAUUCAAACAAGAAAGAAAUUAGCUGAACGAGAAAAAGAAAAAGGGAAUGAAUCCUUUAAAUCAGGUGAUUAUGCUGAUGCAAUGAACUAUUAUAAACGAAGUCUUAUUAUGCAUAAAACCAAUGCUGUUUACAAUAAUCGUGCUUUAAUAUAUUUACGACAAAAACAGUGGAAACAAGCAGUGAAUGAUUGUACUAAAGUUUUAAAAACUGAACCAGAUAAUUUAAAAGCAUUGUUUAGACGAAGUCAAGCAAAUUUCGAAUUAGAUAAUUUAGAACAAGCUGAAAAUGAUUUAAAUAGACUUACCGAUCAAGAUCCAACAAAUUUUAAAGCUCAAAAUUUAUUACGAAAUGUGAAAAUUGCAAUAUCAAAACGUCAAGAACCCCAUUUGAAAGGAUCUAGACGUAUGAUCAUAACUGAUGUCGGUGAUUCUUCUUCGGAUGAUGAUGAUGAUGAGAGUGAUGAAAAUGUCGAAGAAAAUGAAUAUCAGCAGCAGGAACAACAACAACAACACAUACAAGGACAAGAAAUUGUGACAAUGAACAAAAAUGAUAAUAUUCAAUUGACUGACAAAUCUACUAUUGAUAUUAAUAAACAAGAAUCUAGCUUAAAUGUUCGUUAUGACUCCAAAGUUGAUACAAAUAAUAAUGAAGAUAUAAUAACUACAUUUGAUAAUGGAGAUAUAUAUUGUCAAUCUGAAGUUAAUGACCAUUUAGAACAUGAUGAAGUGUCCAUUAAUUCUAAGAGUACAUAUUCUAUCGUUGAUUAUGAAGAGUUAAAACAAAAAGGAAAUGAAUCAUUUAAAAAGGGAAAUAUGAAAUUGGCUUUAAUUUAUUUCAAUAAAUGUAUUGAACUUUGUUUAAAGUACAAUUUAACUAAUGACAAACGUUUAGCUGUUAUUUAUCGUAAUCGUUCAUUGAUUUAUUUACAAUUGAAUGAAUAUCAAUUAGCAUGUAAUGAUUGUACAUCAGCUUUAUCGAUUGAAUCUAAUUGUCCAAUUGCAUUGUAUCGUAGAGCAUUAGCAUUGAAGUUUCUAGGUGAUCAUUCAGGAUGUUUAAAAGACUUACAGAAAGCAUAUAAUUUAAGUCCAAAUAAUAAUAGAAUUAUUGAAGAAUUGAAGAAAAUGCAGAAUACCUUAGUACAGACGGAUAACAUGAACACUGAUAUACUAAUUAAUAAAUCUCAAACAGUAAUAACUACUAGUACAAUCAGUACUACAUCAGAUCUUGAAAUAAUUGAAUUGCCAAAUGUUGACAGUGAAAAAGAAGAUCAUAUUCAUGAUGACAAUAUUAAUGAUGAUGACGAUGAUGACAAUGACAACAACAACGACAAUAACAAUACUGAAAUAUUAGAAGUGGAAGCAGAAGAAGAGAAUGAUGAAAGUUAUGAUAAACUCUUAUCUAUACAAUGUAAUAAUAUGAAUCCAUCAUGUCAUAUUUCUACUAAUCUAAAUGAUUUCUCUAAAUUUCAAUCAAAUAAUGCAAAUAUUAUGACUAAAUCAAUUGAUAAUGAAUGGGAAGAAGUGAAUCUUAUCAAUAAAGAAGGUACAAAGAUUGUUAAUACAAGUAGCAUAAAUUCGACUACUGAUAAUAGAUGGAAGUUAGAUAAACCAAUAACAAACUCACAUGAAUUUCAAAAUUGUUGGAUAAAUAUUCAACAUUUAAAACGAUCAAAUUAUACAAACGCCAUUAAUCAAAUUAUAACACUAUUAAAUAAUAUAUUACCUGAACAAUUACCAAAAUUAAUUGGAAUUCGAAUGGAAGCUGAGAUGUUAGAUGAUUUAUUGAAUGCAAUCAAUGUAUCAAUGAAUACUAAAAACAUUAAUAGUCUGUGGAUUUACGAUAUUUUAAUCCAAUUGAGUAAAACAGCACGAUUUGAUUGUGCCUUAUUCUUAAUAAGUGAUGGCACAAAAGAAGCUAUAAAAUGUAUAAUCGAUAGAUUACACCAUCGUUAUCAACAACAAUCUAGUGAAUUGAAACAAUGUCAUAUUGAACAACUUCAAUCCAUUUACUCAAUAUAA